AUGAACAUACCUGGGACUGCUAGGUUGCUCCAAUGCCGCCUGUUGUUCAGCGCACAGCAGCGAUCCGUCAUUCUGCGCUGUAGAAAAUUCGACUCGCCAAAAGUGAGCAAUCCAGCACGAAGAGCCCUCAGCCAGACACUGGGACGCUCAGCCAGCGCAGCCCAAGAAGCACUGAAGAAAGCGCAAGAUGAUGCCGCUAAUUUGACACCGGAGUAUGUAGAGGCCAACAUGGCGCCUGAAGAGGCACAAAGGCUCUCCAGAGUUCGGAAUAUUGGCAUCGCCGCCCAUAUUGAUAGCGGCAAGACAACAGCGACCGAACGUGUUCUCUUUUACACCGGCCGCAUCAAGGCAAUUCACGAGGUCAGGGGCAAGGACGCUGUUGGCGCCAAGAUGGAUUCUAUGGAACUCGAAAGGGAAAAGGGAAUUACGAUUCAAUCUGCUGCUACAUUCUGCGACUGGAAAAAGACGGAGAAUGGUAAGGAGGUGUCGUAUCACUUUAACUUGAUCGACACUCCGGGUCAUAUUGAUUUCACCAUCGAGGUUGAGCGUGCCCUUCGCGUUCUCGAUGGCGCCGUCAUGAUUCUCUGCGCCGUUAGUGGUGUUCAAUCGCAAACCACUACCGUAGAUCGGCAAAUGAAGCGCUACAAUGUUCCCCGAAUCUCGUUCAUCAACAAGAUGGAUCGCAUGGGUGCCAACCCCUGGAAAGCGGUUGAACAAAUUAACUCGAAGCUUAAGAUGCCAGCAGCCGCCAUCCAGAUCCCCAUUGGAGCAGAAGACGAAUUCGAAGGCGUCGUGGACUUGAUCGAGAUGAAGGCAAUAUAUUUCGAAGGACCUCGAGGUACUAAAGUCAGAUCUGACACCAUACCUACUGCUUUACAAGAUCUAGCCGCAGAAAAACGCCAGGUCCUCAUUGAGAAACUUGCCGAUGUCGAUGACGAGAUCGCGGAGAUAUUUUUGGAAGAGCAGGAGCCAACAAAUUCACAAAUCAAGGCAGCUAUUCGACGAGCCACAAUAGCGCGCAACUUCUCACCGGUGUUGAUGGGCUCUGCCUUGGCAGAUAAAGGCGUCCAACCUAUGCUUGACGCUAUUUGCGAAUAUCUUCCAAAUCCGUCGCAGAUCGAGAACACUGCUCUAGACAAAUCCAAAGAUGAGAAGGUUGUCAAACUAGUUCCAUACAACUCACUACCUUUUGUCGGUCUUGCAUUUAAGCUUGAGGAGAACAAUUACGGCCAGCUCACUUAUAUUCGUGUUUACCAAGGAACUCUCACUAAGGGAACUUACCUGUUCAACUCCAGAACAGACAAGAAAGUCCGAAUUCCCCGCAUCGUUCGAAUGCACUCCAACGAGAUGGAAGAUGUCUCUGAGGUUGGCGCAGGAGAAAUAUGUGCGGUUUUUGGUGUUGACUGUGCGUCUGGAGACACGUUCACAGACGGCGGCCUGCCAUACUCUAUGUCGUCCAUGUUUGUGCCAGAUGCUGUCAUGUCUCUGUCCAUCAAACCAAAGCGGACCGCCGACGCAGACAACUUCAGCAAAGCUAUGAAUCGAUUUCAGCGAGAGGAUCCGACAUUCCGUGUGCAUGUAGACCCUGAGAGUGAAGAGACCAUCAUCUCUGGCAUGGGGGAAUUGCAUCUGGAGGUCUAUGUUGAGCGGCUGAAACGUGAGUACAAGACGGAGUGUAUCACUGGCCAACCGCGCGUUGCUUAUCGGGAGACGAUAUCUCGUCGUGCCGAGUUUGAUUACUUACUCCGCCGGCAGAGCGGUGGACCUGGCGACUUUGCUCGCGUCGCUGGCUGGAUUGAGCCGAAUGAGAAGCCCGAAGAUAAUCACUACGAAAGCCAGGUUAUCGGCGGCCAUAUCCCGGAUAAAUUCCUCACAGCCUGCGCCAAGGGCUUCGACCUAGCCUGUGAAAAAGGCCCCCUUCUUGGGCAUAGAGUUAUUGGAACUAAAAUGGUCAUCAACGAUGGUGCUACCCAUGUUACGGAUUCAUCUGAUUAUGCCUUCAGUCUGGCUACGCAAAUGGCGUUCAAAAAGGCUUUUACCGACGCGGGCGGCCAAGUGUUGGAGCCGCUGAUGAAGACCACCAUUACCGCACCCAACGAGUUUCAGGGCAAUAUUCUGAUGUUAAUGAACAAGAGAAACGCAACUAUUCACGACACAGAAAUUGGCAGCGAGGAGUUCACUUUGAUCUGUGAUUGCAGCCUCAAUGCUAUGUUCGGUUUCAGCUCGCAAUUGAGAGCUGCAACACAAGGGAAGGGCGAGUUCAGCAUGGAGUUCAGUCAUUAUGCGCCAGCACCACCCCAUCUCCAGAAGGAGCUUGUUGCUAAAUAUGAAGCCGAACUUGAAGCAAAGAGAACAAAAUAG
Messenger RNA from Pochonia chlamydosporia 170, 2361 nucleotides. Its product is annotated as elongation factor G 1, mitochondrial precursor. Gene Ontology annotation, molecular function: GTPase activity; translation elongation factor activity; GTP binding. The record is from RefSeq and is a predicted model, not a curated record. Lineage: Eukaryota; Fungi; Ascomycota; Sordariomycetes; Hypocreales; Clavicipitaceae. The coding region runs from base 1 to 2361 and encodes 786 amino acids. Gene Ontology annotation, cellular component: mitochondrion. Gene Ontology annotation, biological process: mitochondrial translational elongation. The transcript has 4 exons.